Molecule: messenger RNA, 1127 nt
Organism: Cicer arietinum (chickpea)
Lineage: Eukaryota; Viridiplantae; Streptophyta; Magnoliopsida; Fabales; Fabaceae
Source: RefSeq, a predicted model, not a curated record
CAAAAUAAACCACCACUCACAACGCUUAUAUGUAUAGAACUGUGUCUUGUUAGUUUGUUUAAUUAUUUUCUGUUUGAAUAAGUCUUCUAAUUAGUAGGAGCAACGACUAGUUAGACUUAGUAUUAGCUGCUAUCUUUUAGGAAUUAGUUUUCCCAUAUUCUUAGGAAUUUCUGUUGUAAGUCAUGGCUAUAUAUAUAGCUAAAAUGUGAAAUAAAAAAAAUUAUUUCUCACAAACUACAGAUUCAAGCUUCACUCUUCACAUUUGGUAUCAGAGCCUCUUCACAGGGGCCUGAGUUUUGUGAGAGAUAGAGACAACAGUUUCUAACAAAGUGAGAAAGAGAGAUAGAGAUGAGAAGUGAAAAAGACAAUUUCGUCAUCAUCCCCAAAUUUGAUGGUGAUUAUGAGCAUUGGAGCAUGCUCAUGGAGAAUAUGAUCAGGCCUAAAGAAUGGUGGCACCUGAUUGAAACUGACUAUGUUGAGCCAACUCGAGGAGAGGUUCUCAAUGGAGCACAGAGACAAGCACUGGCAGACCUUAAGCUUACUGAUCUUAAGGUCAAGAAUUAUUUAUUCCAAGCUAUAGAUAAAUCAAUUCUCAAAACCAUAAUUCAGAAGAAUACAUCUAAGCAGCUGUGGGAUUCUCUCAAAAUCAAGUAUCAGGGAAGUGAGCGUGUUCAAAGGGAGCAACUGCAACGCCUUAGAAGAGAUUUUGAAAUAUUAGAGAUGAAGGAGAAUGAGACUAUCACAGAGUAUUUUUCGAAGGUACUCUUGGUGGCAACAGAGAUGAGAAACAUGGGAGAAGACAUGCAAGACAACAAGAUAGUGGAUAAAAUAUUGCGUACUCUUUCAGAAAAAUUCACCUACGUGGUAUGCUCGAUCGAAGAGUCAAAAGACAUUAGCAGCCUAUCUGUUGAUUCGCUACAAAGUUCUCUACGGUGUCACGAACAAAAAAUCAACAGACACCAGACCAAAGGUUCCACCAGCGAGGAACAUGUCUUGAAGAUCUCAUCAGAAGAAGGAAGGUUUAGUGAGACACAAGGAAUAGGCAGAGGUGCAUUCCGAGGACGAGGCAGAGGUCGUGGAAGAGUGGGAAAUCUCUAAUUGAAUGUUACAAAUGUCACAAGCUGGGG